Dioscorea cayenensis subsp. rotundata (Guinea yam) is the source of this 623-nucleotide messenger RNA. RefSeq lists its product as uncharacterized. The transcript has a single exon. Lineage: Eukaryota; Viridiplantae; Streptophyta; Magnoliopsida; Dioscoreales; Dioscoreaceae. The record is from RefSeq and is a predicted model, not a curated record. Bases 54 to 470 code for a protein of 138 amino acids.
AUUUAUAUGACAAUAAGCACAUCAUAAGUAAAGAGCAACAACAAGAAGAAGAUAUGAGAAGAGAAGGAAGGCAACAUGGAAUGGUUAUAACUCACAUUGUCAUCUCACCACCUUUCAACUCAAACCCAAAGUCUAGAAUCUUAAACAAGCUUGAAGCUCCGGUGAUCGCCGGAGUUUAUGCUAAGGUAUCUUCAAAGCCUACCAACCACUCUAAGUUCACCGGCAGGUGUUCCAAAACCAUGUGCUCUGCUCGCCAUCUCCGGCCUGCAUGCAAGUCUAAGGCCAAAGCUAAAGGCCACCGUAAGUUCAGAUCAUUGGACUUCUCCGGAGUUUUGGAUUAUCAUGAUCAUGAUCAUCAUGAUGAUAAUGAUGAUAUUGAUGAUGAUGAUGGAAUGAUAGGUGGUGAAGGUGAUCACAAAGGUGGUGAUGAUGAUGAUCAUAAAGAAUGGUUCUUUGUAGGAAAGAUAUAAUUAAGUUGGGUGUUUCUAAUAUGCUUAUCCUUUUUUAUUUGUGGGUUUAAUGUUGGGAGAAGAGAUUUAUAUCUAUGGAUCAUCUAUGAAUCUUCAAAUUUGAGGUUGUUGUAUUGUUUUGGUUUAUUUAUGAUAUUAUUAAAAUCACCUUGA